CACGCAAACGCGCCACCAGCUGACAACGCCAGUCCGUGCCCGACGCGCGCUUCGGCUCGACACGUUACUCCCGUACACCCAACCAUCGCCACGCGUUACAAUUAUUACAUUCGUGGUACUUUUGCGUUAGAGCUCCGUACUUUGAUGGACAAAAGUGCCAUUGGUUUUCCUUUCCGGCCUCCUUUCGUACGGCUUGUCCGAGCCACUCAGCUUUAGCACCGCGUGCAGAGUGUGUGUAUAUACAGUGCGUAUACGUUUGACUUUUGUUUCACGAGCCCCGUCAAGAGCUAGUUACUUACUCCUACCAACGUUGGCUCAUGUAUGUCCUCGAAGAUGAAGGUGCGGCGAAAAAAGUCGCUAGUGUGUGUAUUACUACGUGAAAAAAAUUGGGUCUUUUGCGGAUAACGAGGCUUGACAUUCACUAGAUGUACCGCUAGAGGAGGGAAAAACCAAUCAAGAUGUUGAUCAAAGAGUAUCGGAUACCACUUCCGCUCACCGUGCAGGAGUACAAGAUUGCCCAGCUGUACAUGAUAGCCAAAAAAUCUCGGGAGGAGAGCAAGGGUGCGGGCAGCGGUGUGGAGAUAAUCGUGAACGAACCGUACUCUAAUGGGCCCGGUGGUAACGGCCAAUACACCCACAAAAUCUAUCACGUGGGUAGCCACUUGCCCGGAUGGUUCAAGAGCCUCCUGCCCAAGUCGGCGCUCAUGGUCAAGGAGGAGGCCUGGAACGCCUAUCCGUACACGAAGACGCGCUACACGUGUCCCUUCGUCGAGAAGUUUUCCAUCGAAAUCGAGACUUACUACUUCCCCGACAACGGCUACCAGGACAACGUGUUCAAGCUGUCCGGCAGCGAUCUCAGGAAUCGCGUUGUCGACGUAAUCGACAUAGUGAAGGACCAGCUGACUGGAGCCGAUUACGUCAAAGAGGAGGACCCGACGCUUUACGUGUCAGAAAAAACUGGAAGAGGUCCAUUGUCGGAAAAUUGGCUCGAGGAGUAUUGGGCCGAUGUCAAAGGUAAAGCUCAGCCCACGCAGUCGGGCAAGUCGCUGAUGUGCGCUUACAAAUUGUGCCGCGUCGAGUUCCGCUACUGGGGCAUGCAGACCAAGCUCGAGAAGUUCAUACAGGAUAUAGCGUUGAGGAAAACAAUGGUGCGAGCGCACCGGCAAGCCUGGGCCUGGCAGGACGAGUGGAACGGCUUGACGAUAGAGGACAUCCGGGAGAUCGAGCGCCAGACUCAGUUGGCAUUGCAGGCAACGAUGGGCCAGGGGGAGGGGGCCAACGAGGCCGAGGAUGGCGACGAGCGCGAGGAACAGGACUCGGAGAGGGUGAACGCGACCAUCACGCCCCAGGACUCGGCUCAGGUGGCAAAGACCCUGGCUGCCACCCUCGGCAGUAUCGAGAAGAACGAGGACUCCCAGAGCCCGGCCUCGGCUCGCAAGCCCUCCGACAUACCCGUCAUCAGUACCGCCGUCAGCUCCGAGGCUGAGAACAGUCCCGAGGACUCGCCCACCGAAAUACUGCCUAUCAGGAAGCCAGAAAAAACAUCCAAGGCGGAAAAGGACAAGGGCUGGAAGAAGAGCAGCACGUCGCUACACUCGCCUAGUUCGGCCAAGAGCUUCGACGCCCAGUUGGUCAAUUGGCGAAUGGAGAGUAUUGUGCGCGAAUCCGAGUCGGGCAGCGACGACGAGUUCUUCGACUGUCAAGCUCUGAAAGGCUUCAUUAUACCCACUAUUAAAGAAAACUUUGAGCUCGACGAUAACUCGUCAUUAGCUAAAUGGAGUUCUUUGGAUCUUCUAGCAGAAGAGGAUGACGCGACCUCGCCGACGGUGCCGGAUUAUAGUACGCAGGUGACGCAAAAGUGGUGGGGCAACAAGAGGAUAGACUACGCGCUCUACUGUCCCGAGGGCCUGGCCAACUUUCCUACAAACGCCCUGCCCCACCUCUUCCACGCGAGCUACUGGGAGUCCUCGGACGUGAUAGCUUUCAUCGUGAGGCGGCUCGGUAGGUUCGACAUGCAGCUCCUCGGCAACGAGGACAAGGACCUCACCGACUUCCGUCCGGGCCAGCCGCGGGAAAAGUGGAACAAAAAACGCACCUCCGUCAAGCUCAAGAACAUUUCGGCCAAUCACAGGGCUAACGAUGUCAUCGUCAGGGAUACCGCGCCCCAAGUGCUCUCGGCUAGGUUUAUUUACGGCCCCAUUGGCCUGAUAGCCCUCACAGGCGAGAAGGUCGACAUUCACAUAAUGAAGGAUCCCAGGGCGGGGGAGUGGUCGUACUACGCGACGGAGGUGACGGACAAGAACGGCAGGAUAACUUAUCAAAUUCCGGACGACAAGACGCUCGGCUACGGCCUCUACCCCGCAAAAACGUUUGCUUCGAUUAUAAUAGACGCAAACGUUGACUUGACGGCCAAAAAGUCCGACAUAACGACGUUCAAGGGAGCAUUCGAGUCAGUGAUAAGGCAGCACUACCCGACGAUGAUCGGGCACAUAGCAAUCAAAUUCGUUUCCUGUCCAUCGAUCUGCACCGAAGGUCUUGGAAUAUUAUCUAGUCUCAGCCCGUACAGCUUCGACGUGUCGCCGUCGUGCAUGGACGCGCCCCAGAUAACGCACGACACGAUACCGAUCGGCGCAAUACCGAUGUUCGCGACGUCGACCCCCGAUUACCAGGAGUCGGUGACGCGCGUCGUCAACGGGGCCAACCAGGUUUACCAGGAGUUUGUGCGAAGCGACGAGGGCCGCGGCUUCCACGGCCAGGUCUGCGUGAUCGGCGACUCGGUCGGCUCGAUCCUCGCCUACGACGCGCUAUGCCGAUCCGCCCAGUACCAAUCGAGACACGACAGCGAGAACAGCAUACUCGACCACGACAAUCACGAGAACAACGCUACCGACGACGGCAAACACCUAUCGGCACCCUCGCCCAGGAGACGCUCCUCGUCCACGAGCGACCACUCGCACCAGUGCAAGCUCGAGUUCGACGUGAGCGAUCUGUUCAUGUUCGGGAGUCCGUUGUCGCUGGUGCUGGCCUACCGCAAGGUGUCGUCGACGGCCGAGCGAACGAGCGCCAUCAUCCGCCGGCCAUGCGUCAACCAGGUCUACAAUCUCUUCCACCCGACGGACCCUGUGGCCGCCCGCCUCGAGCCCCUCAUCUCCGCCCGGUUUUCCUGUCUGCCCCCCGUCAACGUUGCCCGCUACCAAAAGUACCCCCUCGGCAACGGCCAACCCUACCAUCUACUCGAGACGUUGCAGUCGAACCCCCAGCUGUUCGCCGAUGGCCUGAGCGUCCCCAACGUCACCAUGUCCCAUCUGAGACGACUCUCGGACUUAUCGAUCCACAGCACCAUGUCUGGUAUAGAUACAGUACCCCUCCAAGCUAUGACCUCCCUGACGCAAAAGUGGUGGGGCAACAAGAGGAUAGACUACGCGCUCUACUGUCCCGAGGGCCUGGCCAACUUUCCUACAAACGCCCUGCCCCACCUCUUCCACGCGAGCUACUGGGAGUCCUCGGACGUGAUAGCUUUCAUCGUGAGGCGGCUCGGUAGGUUCGACAUGCAGCUCCUCGGCAACGAGGACAAGGACCUCACCGACUUCCGUCCGGGCCAGCCGCGGGAAAAGUGGAACAAAAAACGCACCUCCGUCAAGCUCAAGAACAUUUCGGCCAAUCACAGGGCUAACGAUGUCAUCGUCAGGGAUACCGCGCCCCAAGUGCUCUCGGCUAGGUUUAUUUACGGCCCCAUUGGCCUGAUAGCCCUCACAGGCGAGAAGGUCGACAUUCACAUAAUGAAGGAUCCCAGGGCGGGGGAGUGGUCGUACUACGCGACGGAGGUGACGGACAAGAACGGCAGGAUAACUUAUCAAAUUCCGGACGACAAGACGCUCGGCUACGGCCUCUACCCCGUGAAGAUGGUCGUGAGAGGCGACCACACGUCCGUCGACUUCAUUUUGGCUGUGAUACCACCAAAAACCGAGUGCGUUGUGUUUAGUAUCGACGGCUCCUUCACCGCGAGUGUCUCGGUCACGGGCAGAGAUCCCAAAGUCAGGGCGGGCGCGGUCGACAUUGUCAGGCACUGGCAAGAGCUGGGCUACCUGAUCAUUUACAUAACCGGGAGGCCGGACAUGCAACAACACAAAGUCGUCUCCUGGCUCGCGCAGCAUAACUUCCCGCACGGCCUCGUCUCCUUCGCCGACGGACUCUCGACCGAUCCCCUGGCGCACAAGGCUGCCUACCUCCAAAAGUUGGUCCAGGAGCACGGGGUGGUAAUCCACCACGCGUACGGCAGUAACAAGGACAUAAGUGUGUACACGUCGAUCAAUCUGCAGCCCCACCAGAUCUUCAUAGUGGGCAAGGUGCCGCGGAAGAAUCACGCCCUGGCUACCGUGUUGCACGACGGUUACGCCGCCCACCUGAGCGCAUUGCAGGCCCACGGUGGCUCGAGGCCAGCUCAGGGCAACGCUCGCAUGGUCAUACCCAGGGGCCAGUUUGGCCUGCCCGGACAAAACGCCUCGCUGCGUCGCAGAAGGUCAAUGACGAAGCGCGCUGUGCCACAGCCGUUGGAGGAGAAGAGCCCACUCGAGCGCAGUACGAGCGUGGGCCCGCCGACAACGCCCUCCUCGCCCCAUCAGGAAUCACCGCCCGGCCGGUCCGUCGUGCCCGACAAGUUAUGACGGUUCGCCCGCUGUCGCUCUCUAUUCGAGCCACGGCGGUAGAACGAUAAAUUUUUUUUUUCUUCGUUUAUUCCUUACGUAUACUCCCAUUUACGCAGCUUCGUCACGAUUACCGUACAUUACUAUUAUUAAUUGACGAAUCGUUGCCGUUGAUUGUGUUGGUAAUUAUUUUGUUUUCGCGGUAUAAUUGUACACACGUGGGUGCUAUACAAUCUUUGAUUGACCUUUGGAAGGGUCCGCGACUUUUUUUUUGAGUUCAUCGUAUGCCCUUUGUUGCGCGUCAUUAUUAUUACUCUUCUAAUAUGGUUCUCCGCGAACUGCUUCUUCCUAUCUUGUUCUCAUUCUCGGUGUUUGCGCACGAGGGUAUAGUGUGUGCUUGUUUAUACCUGAAACCUAUAUAUAUUAUAUUGGGGUAUAGACUCUGGCUAAGCUCGAAUUCCUUGAUCGAGUGUGCAAGUAUACACACGUACGAAAAUGACGAGGCGUCUACUGUUCUAUUAAAAAUAGACCGUAUUCAAUGUGUGGCUUCGAUGUCGUAGAUCAUAAUAAUAAUAAUAAUAAUAAUACGUUGUAGCUUGUUGUUUCGAAAAAAUAACGGGUUAAAAACAUUUGGUUUGACAUAUCCCCUGUAUGCGCACUGCGCCGAAGACCUUGAAUUCCAAUAUAAUUAACUGGUGACUAAUAUGAAACCAUCAGGCCCUCUUUUUUGUACCUCUGAUACAAUAUUGAUUUAGAAAAAGAAAUUCGAUUUGUAAAACGUGCGUGAGAUUCCCUCAAAUUUUUUACACCCGCUGGAAUAAACGUGUCUUCGCGUACAGCCUUUGCGGUUCUAAAUUCCAAUGACGUAUGAUUUUUAAAAGUCAAACACUGUAUUUGCAGCCGAAAUGUAUAAGUACCUAUGUGUAUUGUUUAUCGCGAAUCAAUGUCACCUGUGAGACAAAAUGAAAGAAACGUUGUGCCAAAUGUCUAUUAAGUAUAAAUAAAUGUUUGUACUUGUAAUUAAUGUGAAACGAUAGUGUGUGCAAUUUUAUUUUUCAUACGACGGUGAAAUUGUGUGUAUACUUCCACGGUGUAUUACAACAAUUCAUUUCGCUAACGAAACUUUUAAGUCGAAAAUGUAUAAAUAUUUGUUGAGAAACGUUUUUUCAUUGCUCAAAUGUCAUUGUACUCUGAAACAUAGCAAAAACAUAAUAAAUUUACACUAUAAGAACGAACAUGUUUUUCGAGUGUAUGUGACGGUACUUUAUUAUUUAUAAGAAAGUCACAUGUUUCUAAAACAUAAAAAAAAAACAGCUCAGCUUAUUGUCUGAUUAACUACUGUAUUGGUGGAUUCUUUGUAUGAAAAUUAUGUAAAGCCCGAAAACCCUAUAAAAUACACUAUCUAGAGGACAAACAUGAGAAAAACCCUAGUAGGAUUUUGUAAAAAAAAAAUGAACCAAAAACAGGAAAAAACAAAAAAAAACAAAAAAAAAAC
Molecule: messenger RNA, 6138 nt
Organism: Copidosoma floridanum
Lineage: Eukaryota; Metazoa; Arthropoda; Insecta; Hymenoptera; Encyrtidae
Gene: rdgB
Product: retinal degeneration B
Biological process (GO): phospholipid transport
Cellular component (GO): cytoplasm
Molecular function (GO): phosphatidylinositol binding; phosphatidylinositol transfer activity; phosphatidylcholine intramembrane carrier activity
Source: RefSeq, a predicted model, not a curated record